CACUUCACAAAACUAUAGAGAUGACCGCGCCGGUUCUGUUUUCAGCGAAUAAUUUCAAUAAACUCAUGGCUUUUCAACAUGUCUUCAGGUUUUUGAGUUAAAAGUGCUGCUGGGUUCAUAUCAAAGGUGCCCUCUAAAACCAACAUGUCAGGGAGAUGAAAAACACAUAGAUGGCGGUGGCGAAGAAAAUUAUGAUGACAAACAAGUCAGUAAUGGCACCAAUGCUCUUACAUGUCUUGGACCUCUCAUAUAACAACUUUCCUGGGAGAACUCCAUCUGGCACCCAAAUCAACACUUUUAAUGCUUCUGCAUUUGCUGGUAGUUCUGCACUUUGUGGGCCUCCUCUAACAUCAACAUGCCACGGUGAUGAAAAACCUAUGGAUGUUGGUGUCAAAUACAAUCAAGAUGAAGAAGAUGAAUUCUGGCGAAGUUUUAAACCAAGCAUGGACCUUGGAUUGGCUUUCAACUUUGUUGGAGUUCUAGCUUUCAAGUUAGAUCAUCCAUGGAAAUAUUUUUGUUUCCUGCCGUUCAACUCCAUGAAGAUUUGCCUCGGCAACUUGAAGGACUUCUUCCUCUGUUUGAUUGUGACAGCACAUUGUCUAGUGGUGACAGUGAAUGCUGUCAGAUUGCGAAGAAAUUUCAAGUUUUAGGUGCCAUCAUUCAUUCCCAAGAACAUGAUGAAUAAGGUUCAUUUCGCUUCUUCAGACUUGAAGGAUUCAAGUUUAACCAAGUUUCUUUCAUCUAAAAGAAAGGAGGGGAGAGAAAUUCCAGGCUUUCUUCUCAGUUACUACAGUCUACAAGAUCAACUUUUAAUUUCCUCUUUGUUUGUAAUAAAUUAUGCUUCAUGUGUGUUUUGUUGUAUCAUUUCAUGUUUUGCAUGUUUGAUUCCAACAUCUAGUUUGUAAGGAAUGAAGAACAAGCUCCAGUUAAAAUAAGGCUGAAGUAUGAAU
Messenger RNA from Rubroshorea leprosula, 950 nucleotides. The record is from the annotation of a GenBank genome assembly. Lineage: Eukaryota; Viridiplantae; Streptophyta; Magnoliopsida; Malvales; Dipterocarpaceae.